AUGACGAAGCUGUUCCCAUCUUUACUGGCUCCGGAUGUGGCUUAUAGUGGCCUUGCCAUGUCCUCCAAAUGCAAAGCCAGACGAAGCUCUCUCGAAGCACGGACCUAUUUCCUUCGAGCACGUCGAGCUUUUUCGUCCACCUCGCAAAAACGUUCGCCGGUGAACGACCGUCCGAAGGAUGUGAAAUCUGCCCGAGAAUACUGUUCGCAGUUGGUAAGAAAAUAUGAUUCGCCCUCCUAUACACUGCAAAGGUUCAUACCACCGCACAUGCUUUCAGCAUAUCUGGCCAUACGUGCCUUCAACAUUGAAGUAGCACGAAUAGCGGAUCUCGUCUCAAACCCAACCAUUGGUGCUUUUCGAAUGCAAUUCUGGAGAGACACCAUCAACUCCUCUUUUGACGCUCAGCCGCCGGCUGAACCUGUCGCCAUCCUCUUGGCCUCCGUUCUGGAGCACUAUAGAUUAAACAAGUCGUGGUUUUUGCGCGUCAUCAAUACUCGGGAAAAGUAUCUGGCUAAUCCUCCAUACACCAAUCUCAACGAUCUUGAAGCAUACGCUGAGAAUACAUAUUCGACGCUCUUGUACCUGACGCUGAGCGCUUACCCUCUCAACUCUAUCACCAUGGAUCAUAUCGCUUCCCAUAUUGGCAAAGCUGCUGGCAUAUGCGCCGUUCUGCGUGGCCUCCCGAUUCUAGCCUUCCCACUGCCUCCCAGUCAUCACCCUAGUGCUAGCAGUGGCCUUGGAGUUCCGCCUCCAGGUUCUCGCCGUGGGGCCAUCACUCUUCCGCUCAAUAUCAUGGCCAAGUCCGGGGUGCGCGAAGAGGACAUCUACCGGCAGGGCGGUAAUGCACCGGGAUUAAAGGACGCAGUCUUCGAAGUUGCAACUCGAGCUUCAGAUCAUCUCAUCACAGCACGAAGCAUGCUGAGAAGUGUUCAAGGCUAUGAAGAUGUUGAUCAUGAGUACGAGCAUGAACAUGACGAAGGACACGAUUAUGGUAAUCAUACCGGUGUACGACUGAGUAGUGAUACGAGAAGGAAGGAAUACGAACAAGGUUUUGGUAUCGUCAUGGGACCAGCUGUGUCAACACAACUGUGGUUGGACAGAUUACAAAAGUGUGAUUUCGACGUCUUCAAUGCCGGGCUCAGAAGACCAGAAUGGAAAUUGCCGUUUGUGGCUUGGUGGCGAUCUAGGAAGCAGCAAUUCUAG
Messenger RNA from Endocarpon pusillum Z07020, 1203 nucleotides. RefSeq lists its product as uncharacterized. Lineage: Eukaryota; Fungi; Ascomycota; Eurotiomycetes; Verrucariales; Verrucariaceae. Gene Ontology annotation, biological process: mitochondrial respiratory chain complex I assembly; biosynthetic process. The transcript is spliced from 2 exons. Bases 1 to 1203 code for a protein of 400 amino acids. The record is from RefSeq and is a predicted model, not a curated record. Gene Ontology annotation, cellular component: mitochondrion.